ACAAAGAAGCAGUGCGCUACAUGGUCACCUUGGCAACUGCAAAACGAGCGCAUUGUCUGUUUACGGCAGUGGGUACUUGCCAUAUGAUUAAGCGCCAUCGCCGUUAUAUCGUCCCUAGGCACGUCGGCAUUAAGUUUCUGCUACGGGAACGUAUGUGAUGACCUCUUUAAUUGUUGAACUUUAUAAAACGACCCCCCCCGCGCUAAUUUUCCUACUUGUUUCUGGUCGUAACGACAUUCAUAGCAUCGCUCCUUUAUUGCAUUUCUUAAAAUUCAUAAAAAAAAAAAAAAAAGAAAUCUGGGAAUUAAGCUCCUUAAGUGUGACUAUAAAUUAACCUCCUUUUAACAUUGAUUCAUUGUAUUUUCUUAAUAAAAGAAUGUUUUCCAGCUUUGAUUCUACUGCAGCCCGAUUCGUGGUUCUACACCCCGUAGUGGGUUGCACCAUGUCACCUAGGGUCAACCAACCAACGAUCGCCAGCGUGGCUCCUUCGAGGGAGCUCUUCUGGCCGUACACAUCGCGGGAGACAUGGUCGCCAACUUACCAGGAUGGGCCUCCAUGGUUCCUGGCACGUCGGUACGCUUACACUGCACUGGCGUCUGCCUCAUCUGCGUUUCGCUCGCCGUCUUCUUUGUUUUCUACGGCGGUGACCAAAAGUUAGCCGUCAAACGCCACGCGGGGUUCCCGAAAGCCAACCAGACGCAGCAGCAAAGCAAGCCGGUCACUAUCUUGUUCUGGACCAAGGCGUUCGGCGACUAUCUCGAGCCGCUGUCCGAUGCCGAUAGCGGGCUCGUGUCCUACAACUGCAGCGUCCCUUGCUUCCUGACCAGGGACAGGAGUCUGAUAAGAUCGGCGGACGCCGUCGUGAUACACGAGAGGGACGCCGACGGAAACGACCUUCCCAGAUACCGCGCAGAGCAUCAGCGUUGGGUGUACUGGAAUAAGGAGGCGCCCCCCAACUGCCAUCCCGAGAAAAUGGCGAGCCUCAGGGGCGUCUUCAACUGGACAUACACCUACCGCCGCGACUCGGACGUGCCGCAUCCGUACUUCUUCGUGCGUUCUGUGGCCCACCCCAGGACGGCGCCACCAGCCGAAUAUACGCCGGCAUUAGACCAGUCCAGACUGGUCGUCUGGGUCACCAGCCACUGCCGGACCUCAAGCCGCCGCGAGACGUUCGUCGAUGAGCUCCGCAAGCACAUGGCGGUAGAUGCGUUCGGCUCUUGCGGAAACCUCGCAUGCCCGCCGAACGAGGACUGCUUUGCUCGUAUCGGCGAGAGGUACUACUUCUACCUGGCCUUGGAAAACGCCGUCUGCCGCGACUACGUCACGGAGAAGCUGUACAACGCGCUCCACUACGGCAUGGUUCCGGUGGUGAUGGGAAGGUACUCAGCGAGCCUGGCGCCUCCCGGAUCUUGCAUCGACGCGCUUCAAUUCGCGUCUCCCGAGCGUCUCGCCGCGUACCUGAAGGCGGUGGCCGCCGAUCCCACUCAGUACGCGGCUUACUUCGCCUGGAAGAAGACGCACGAGGUCCGAAGUCACAAAUUCGAGGAUCAUUGCGUCCUCUGCGAGGCUCUUUCCAGAGCUCGUCCAGACGAACGCAAGACGUACGAGGACAUCAUCGAGUGGUGGCACGGCAACGGAUCCGCCUGCGAGCAGUAGAAGCCGGCCAGCUGAGUCUUGUUUUCGAUGGACUGUCGAGCAUAUCCCCUCCACCAGUAUUGCCUUACCUAUUCAAAACCGCAGAGCCCAGCCAUCAGUGAGGACAGGAUGGCCUACCCGCCGCGCGGAUUGCCUACCCGCAGUGGUUUUCACAUUUUGUUGCCGAGCAGGUAUCAGGUUCGAUUCCCACCCAUAUUCCUGCAAAGGGGGCGGGGAGGAGAAGUUGUGUAACUAGCUGUUUACGUGAUGGGUCCUUAUGAUGCAAGGUUGUGUGAUAUAAUAAAUUGCAGAAUGCUUAUCUUUA
Molecule: messenger RNA, 1960 nt
Organism: Dermacentor andersoni
Lineage: Eukaryota; Metazoa; Arthropoda; Arachnida; Ixodida; Ixodidae
Product: alpha-(1,3)-fucosyltransferase C-like
Cellular component (GO): membrane
Molecular function (GO): fucosyltransferase activity
Source: RefSeq, a predicted model, not a curated record